Molecule: messenger RNA, 1987 nt
Organism: Closterium sp. NIES-67
Lineage: Eukaryota; Viridiplantae; Streptophyta; Zygnematophyceae; Desmidiales; Closteriaceae
Source: the annotation of a GenBank genome assembly
GAGGGAGAGGGAGAGGAGGAGGGAAGGGGGGCGAGGAGAAGGCAGCUGAGAUGACGGUGUUCCGAGUGCUGGUGAAGAGGGGGAAUAAGCAGCAGGCCCGCGAGCUGAUGGUGCCCAGCGACAGUGCGAUUGCAGUAGCAACAAGGCGCAAGGAGGAGGAGGAGGAGCGGGAGAGGCAGGACAUCAAGAGACGGGUGCUGGAGUACAAUGACAGGGCUGAGGAUGACAGGCCGUUCGCGCCUGUGCCUGGCGCUGGGGUUCUGGGAGCAGGGGCAGCAGCAGGUGGUGGAGUGGGAGGGCCAGGGGGGGGCGUUCAGCCUAUCGUGCUGGUGAGGGCCAGGGAUCAGCAGGGGGGCCACGGAGGGGGGGUGGAGAGGGAGAGGGAGAGGGAGAGAGAGCGGCCUGGGCGGAACAACUUGGGGGUGGUGGAUGGGUCACUGUCGGACUUCUCUAGCAACAGCCAGGCGAGGUUGAACCGGAGGAGGAGGUGAGGGAGGAGGGGGAUCCCAGGGGCUCGCAGAGGACUCGAGGCCGGAUCAGCAGGACAGGACAGCUGGGUCCAGUUUGCUGUUAUUUUCUCUCCCAAUGUUCUUUCCAGCGUUUUUUCCAUUUGUUAGCUUUUGCAUGAUGUUUUCUGAGUAAUGCGGUUGCCACAUAGGCAUGGACAUGGGCAUGCGGUUGCCAGCUGUUUCUGGUUUGAAGCCUAGGAGGAUUCGUCUCAGAAUGCCUUGAGCAUGUGGACAUGUGGGCAGCAGCAGCAGCAGCAGCAGCAGCAAGCAUGCACCCUGGAGCAGCGGGCAGGUGGGGCAGGAGCAGCGCAGGUGGGAAGGGUGAGUCAGAGGAGCAAGGGGGAGCAGUAGACGCGCAAAGCAGCAGACGGCGUCGCCACUGCAGCUACUCCUGCGCAGCAUGCCCGGGACUGGCCCUUGCCCCCUGGUGUGGGGCGUGUUGCAUCGUGCCUAAGAGCCCGUGCUGCAUUGAAGUGAUCUCUCUGCGCUCGCCUCAGUUGCCCCCAGGUCAAGCGGCUGUUGUGCAGGCCCCCCUGGUUCUCGUGGCAUGUGCAAGAAAAGCCUGGGGCAAACGUGACAGGUGCAGGAGGUAGGGCAAGCGGCAAAGGACGAGUGGUGGAGCAACGGUGGAUGCGUGCAUCUAGGCAGCCCCGGGGGGGAAGGCCGCGUGCAGGGGUGAACCUCAAGGCUCAGGGGUGGGGCGGCUGGGAGGUUAAGGUUAACCAGGUGGGUGCUUGGUGAGAUAGUGAGUCGGUUGUGUGGACAGGCUGAGAUGGAUAUUGAAAGAGAGGAGAGAGAGGUGUGGUGGAGAGUGAGCGAGGUGACGAAUGAGGGAGGCCGGAUCUGGAGAUGGGAGUAGGGUGGGGAAACAGCAGGGGGAGUCAAGAAUGUACUUGGGGGGAAAGGGGGCGGGCGGGGAAGCAGCAGGGAGAGCUGAGAGGAUUCUCGGUGAGGACAGCAGGAGGGGGGGAGCACCGGGCUGGGCGGCAAACAGAGGGGUGACGAAAAGAUGGGCGAUAGUGGAUGGGAUGGGGAGUCAGAGGUGUGGAGCAGGUACUACUUGAUUGUUUCGAGGGUUUGGCAGUUGGCGGUGAGACUAGGUGGUAGUAAUGGUUGAGGUACCUGCGGGGUCACGACGAAGCCCAGUGGUGACAAGCCUGGAGUUGUGUUGUGAUGCUGGCUUCAGGCCGGUGCACGGUUGUUGGUAGCAGCCGCAGAGAUGGCAUAACACAUUGUGCAAGGGAUUUCACCAGCUCCUAAAAUUGGUUCUAGUCCCUUGUGUAACUUUCUGGAGGUGAAUUGAUAUUCAAUGUGCCAAUAUUGAAGGGAGACUUAUUGGCAUGUCAUGCUUAUCAGGUUGCUGGAGAUGAGGUGUACCAGCCUAAGGCAGGUGUUGGGAGGCCAGCAUUGUUGGUCCACUUCAGGCCUCCUCCGUGCUGUCAUCUGAUGCUCUUAUGGAAUGUAACCCACAAGCCAGC